AUGAAGUUCUACGCCGUCCAAGUCGCUGCUAUGGCAUUUGGCCUCGGCGUUUCUGCUUCUCCAUCGCUCGCCUGCCGCAAUUACAACCAGAACCCAGCUCCGGAAGUGCAACCGACUCAAGCCCCUGCCUACCCAAUGGGACCUGCCGUCCCAACUGGAUACCAGCCCAACGUCAAGAUUGAGGCGACCGAGAAGCCCGAGAAGGCCAUGGAGGAAAAGAAGCCAAAGAAGACCAAGACCAAGACCAAGACCAAGAAGGUGAAGACGACCAAGACGAAGAAGCCCAAGGCGGCUAAGGCCACCAAAGUAUCUGCCAGCGGAGGUGAAGAAGCUCCCCAGGAGACUCCAAAGGAGGGUGGGAAUCCAAAAGCUCCCAAGGAGGGUGGAGCACCAGAAGGUUCUUACCCCACGACUCCCAAGGAGACUCAAAAGGAGGGUGGGAAACCAAAAGCUCCCAAGGAGACUCCCAAGGAGGGUGGAGCACCAGAAGGUCCUUACCCCACGGCUUCGCCUACCACUGGGGGCGGUUACGGCGGGUCCAAAGGAUCCGGUGGUGGUGUCCCAGAUCAUGUUGGAAGUACUGUCCUCGACGCUGUUCAGACCAUUGCUGCCGGGGCUAGCUUCGACGGUCAGAUGGGCAUGUACGACCGUGGUGUCUCCUGCACCGGACAAGUCGAAGGUGCAGGAAGCGAUGCCGUUUUCAACAUUGAAGCCGGUGGAUCUCUCUCGAACGUUAUCAUCGGACCCAACCAAAUCGAAGGCAUUCAUUGCCAGGGUGGUUGCACUAUUACCAACGUCUGGUGGACUGCCGUUUGCGAGGAUGCUUUCUCCAUCAAGGUCCAACAGGCUAGCGAGACGACAAAGAUCAUUGGCGGUGGUGCUUUCGGCGCUACUGACAAGGUUGUUCAACACAACGGCGCCGGGACUGUCGAUAUCUCUGGCUUCACUGUUGGCUCUUUCGGAAAACUCUACCGUUCUUGCGGUAACUGCAAGACCUCGUUCGAGCGCCACGUCAUCAUGACCGACAUCACUGCAUCCGACGGAGAAAUGCUCGCUGGUAUCAACUCUAACUUCGGAGACACCGCAAAGAUCACCAACUCCAAGACAUCCGGCGUCCAAGAUAUCUGCGUCACUUUCCAGGGUGUUUCUAAGGGCAGCGAGCCGACCAUUAUCGGUUCUGGAUCCGAUGGAACCAACUGUGUCUACGGCGCCGAUGUCGAAGCUGCUUAA
Molecule: messenger RNA, 1230 nt
Organism: Drepanopeziza brunnea f. sp. 'multigermtubi' MB_m1
Lineage: Eukaryota; Fungi; Ascomycota; Leotiomycetes; Helotiales; Drepanopezizaceae
Biological process (GO): pectin catabolic process
Cellular component (GO): extracellular region
Molecular function (GO): pectate lyase activity
Source: RefSeq, a predicted model, not a curated record